Messenger RNA from Sorghum bicolor (sorghum), 1904 nucleotides. RefSeq lists its product as uncharacterized. The record is from RefSeq and is a predicted model, not a curated record. The coding region runs from base 49 to 1713 and encodes 554 amino acids. Gene Ontology annotation, molecular function: protein binding. NCBI's taxonomy places the organism in Eukaryota, Viridiplantae, Streptophyta, Magnoliopsida, Poales, Poaceae. The transcript has 2 exons.
GUGGAUACACGUGUUCGGCAAACCAAACACACAGAGCGGCCGGCCCCGAUGGACAUGGACGCGGACGGCGGCGCCGGCAUCGACGCCCUGCCCGGCGACAUCUUCGUCGAGGUGCUCCGCCGCCUCCGCGCGCACUCCCUGGCCAGGUGCCGGUGCGUGUGCACGCUCUGGCGCGCGGUCGUGGACGGCCGCGGGCUCCUCCUCCCGCACGCGCUCCCCCCUCGCGCGUUCCCGGGCUUCUUCACCAACGUCCGCGCCGCCAAACCGUGGAGGCCCCACCCUCACCCCGGUUUCCUGCCCCCGCCGGCCUCGCGGGCUCCCAACGCCGACAGGCUCGCCUUCCUGCGGCCGCACCUCCCGUGCAGCGGCGCCGACGCCGCCGUGCAGGACCAAUGCAACGGCCUCGUGCUCUGCUUCCAGGACUAUCUGGUCGGCAGGCCCGUGGCGGGCUUCGUGUGCAACCCCACGACGGAGCGCUGGGCGCGCCUGCCGCCCCCGCCGACGUGGUGGCCGCGCGGACACGAGGGCCUGUUCCUGGCCUUCGACCCGGCGGUGUCGCUGGAGUACGAGGUCCUCCUCCUUCCCGUGCCACCUACUCGACGCUGCAUCUCCGACGCCGGCCUCCCCGCCGACGAGGCUCCCAGGCAAGGGCAGGUGACGUUGGGAAUGUUCAUGCCGGAACCGCUCGAGGGACAGCAGCAACAGCCGGGCCAGGAGAAAGCGCUGCCUCUGCUCGUGUUCUCGUCGGCGCACGGGCGGUGGACUCGGCGACUGCUCGCGCCGGGCCGGUGCGCCCCGCCCCGCCUCUACGACAGGGUAGUGCGGCGGCGCAGGCGGACCGCGGAGGGGGACCCGUGGUUACGGACGUGGCGGCCGUCGGCGUUGUACUGCCGCGGUUCGCUCUACGCGCACUGCGAGAAGCGCAUCCUGGUGGUGCUCCGCUGCUCGGAGGGGACGUACGACAUGGUCAAGCUCCCGGCCGACGAGGCAGAACUCGAGCACGUCUCGUCGGGCCUCCUUGUGGACUCCAUCUUCGCGAGCACCGACGACGGGGUGCUGCUGCGGUACGCGAGCGUCGACGCGUUCCGCGUCAAGGUGUGGGCGCUGCAAGAAUCGGCGGCGGGCGGCGGUGGGCAGCAGCAGCUGGAGUGGACGCUGACGCACGACAAGGACCUCGCCGCGCACGCGCGCAUGCUGGACCUGCUUCGUCACGCGCCGUCCAAUCGCGUCCCGCUCGCCACUGGAGAAGGGAGCGGUGGAGGGCGAGGCAAGAGCGUGUGGUUCUCCGACGAGGACGCCGAGGAAGUUGGCAAUGGUGGUGGUGACGUGGGCGACGGGUGCUCCGGCUCCGGGCGGUGGAACUGGGACGACGCUAGCUUGCUCGACAUGGAGAUUGGCGAGGAUGAGCCGCCGCUCGACGUCGGGGCCGGCGCCCUGAAUCGGUUCUCGAUCCUGGGGUGUCACCCGAGCAGGGAGGUGAUCUUCCUCGUCGCCGGCGCGUUCCACGUCGUGGCGUACCAUCUCGGCAGCGGCAAGGUGCAGUACCUGGGUCGUAUUGUGUCGCUGGGCGAUGGUGACCGCGUCGAGGCCGCGUUCCCUUACCGCCCAUGCACCGUCGACGCGCUCCCCAGCUACACCUGCCCUUUCCCAUCCCUGGAGGCUGCCACUGCCAACAACAACAAGACUCGUCUAUUGGGCCGCAGCGGCUGCUAGCUUGCAAAGACUUCAGUUUCAUCGAAUUUGAGUGUGCUACUUUAUGUAGCAAAGUAGCAUGAGACUUUUGUUUGGAUUAAAAUUAAUUGGACUACUAGUUUGCUUCAUGAUUUGUGCGGAGUUUUUUUUAAAGACCACGGGAGCACAUAUAUUAGUAUAUGUAUAUCGCUGUUAUUAUUAUUAUUAUUAUU